This is a messenger RNA of Monoraphidium neglectum, 429 nucleotides long. RefSeq lists its product as hypothetical. The transcript is spliced from 2 exons. The record is from RefSeq and is a predicted model, not a curated record. Lineage: Eukaryota; Viridiplantae; Chlorophyta; Chlorophyceae; Sphaeropleales; Selenastraceae. Bases 1 to 429 code for a protein of 142 amino acids.
AUGGUUGACGUCGACCAACCAGCACGGCGUGCCCGUGAUGUGCGGUCACACAGCGGCGCCGGCCCUGUGGCGCUGGCGCUCGCCCAGCAGCAGCAGCAGCAGCAGCAGCAGCAGCAGCACAACCAACAGCAGGAGCAGCAGCAGCAGCAGCAGCAGCAACAGCAGCAACAGCAGCAACAGAGGCCUCAGCAAGAGCAGCAGGCAAAUGAGGAGUCGGUGCCCGGCAGACUUUUCUCCGUGGACGCAGACGGCUUCCUCACAGCUACGACAGCGGCGGCCGCGCUGCUGCUGCCACCGGACGGGGACCUGGCUGAGCUCGAGGACCUGAUGCGACCCAUGAGCUAUAAGGAGCUGCGCGCGGCAGUGGAAGAGUUUGACCACCCGUUGGCCCGGCUGGCGCUGCUGCAUGCCGAAGUGCCGGUCAAGUGA